GGACUCGGUUUCCCUGCGGCCUCGGUAGGCUCGUCGGCCAUUGGCUGAGCGGGGAGGAUCUGGUCCCGCUCCUCCCCGCCCCCAGUGACACAAUAGCAGCUCCCUCCAAGAUGGCGGCGGCGACGGCGGACCCGGGAGCUGGGAGCCCGCAGGCUGGAGAUUCCUCUGGCGGGGGCGCUGGGGGCGGGCUCCCGUCCCCGGGGGAGCAGGAGCUGAGCCGGCGCCUUCAGCGCCUGUACCCCGCGGUCAACCAGCAUGAGACGCCACUGCCGCGCUCUUGGAGCCCCAAGGACAAGUACAACUACAUCGGCCUCUCCCAGGGCAACCUCCGCGUCCACUACAAAGGUCAUGGCAAAAAUCACAAAGAUGCUGCCUCAGUGCGUGCCACCCACCCCAUACCUGCUGCCUGUGGCAUUUAUUACUUUGAGGUGAAGAUUGUCAGCAAAGGAAGAGAUGGGUACAUGGGAAUAGGACUCUCAGCUCAAGGCGUCAACAUGAACAGACUUCCUGGUUGGGAUAAACAUUCCUAUGGUUACCACGGCGAUGAUGGGCACUCAUUCUGCUCCUCCGGGACUGGCCAGCCCUAUGGUCCCACAUUCACCACAGGAGACGUGAUUGGCUGCUGUGUCAACCUCAUCAACAGCACCUGCUUCUACACCAAGAAUGGCCACAGCCUUGGUAUAGCCUUCACAGACCUCCCGGCCAACCUCUACCCCACCGUAGGCCUGCAGACACCCGGGGAGAUUGUGGACGCCAACUUUGGGCAGCAGCCCUUCCUGUUUGACAUUGAGGACUACAUGCGGGAGUGGCGUGCCAAGGUCCAAGGCACUGUGCACUGCUUCCCCAUCAGUGCUCGGCUUGGCGAAUGGCAGGCGGUGCUGCAGAACAUGGUCUCAUCUUACCUGGUGCAUCAUGGUUAUUGUGCCACAGCCACGGCUUUUGCCCGAAUGACUGAAACCCCGAUUCAGGAAGAGCAAGCAUCCAUAAAGAACAGACAAAAGAUCCAGAAGCUGGUGCUGGAGGGCCGUGUGGGUGAGGCCAUUGAGACCACACAGCGCUUCUAUCCAGGACUGCUGGAGCAUAACCCUAACCUGCUCUUCAUGCUCAAGUGCCGACAAUUUGUGGAGAUGGUGAAUGGGACCGACAGUGAGGUCCGCAGCUUGAGCUCCCGAAGCCCCAAGUCCCAGGACAGCUACCCUGGCUCCCCCAGCCUCAGCCCCCGACACGGCCCUAGUUCCCACAUGCACAACACAGGAGCAGAUAGUCCCAGCUGCAGCAAUGGCGUCGCAUCCACGAAGAGCAAACAGAACCACAGUAAAUACCCUGCACCCAGCUCCUCCUCCUCCUCCUCGUCCUCCUCGUCCUCCUCAUCCCCAUCCUCCGUCAAUUACUCCGAGUCCAACUCAACAGAUUCCACCAAGUCCCAGCCCCACAGCAGCACCAGUAACCAGGAGACCAGUGACAGUGAGAUGGAGAUGGAAGCAGAGCAUUACCCCAAUGGUGUGCUGGAGAGUGUAUCCACACGCAUCGUCAAUGGCGCCUACAAGCACGAGGAUCUACAGACAGAUGAGUCCAGCAUGGAUGAUGGGCAUCCUCGGCGGCAGCUCUGUGGGGGCAACCAGGCUGCCACAGAAAGGAUUAUCCUGUUUGGUCGAGAGUUGCAGGCACUGAGUGAGCAGCUGGGCCGAGAGUACGGCAAGAAUUUGGCCCACACGGAGAUGCUGCAGGAUGCCUUUAGCCUGCUGGCAUACUCAGACCCCUGGAGCUGCCCAGUUGGCCAGCAGCUUGACCCCAUCCAGAGGGAGCCUGUGUGUGCUGCCCUCAACAGCGCCAUUUUAGAGUCUCAGAACCUGCCAAAGCAGCCCCCUCUGAUGCUCGCCCUGGGUCAGGCAUCUGAAUGUCUACGGCUCAUGGCCCGAGCGGGCCUGGGAUCUUGCUCCUUUGCCAGAGUCGACGACUACUUGCACUAGCUGACCACGCUGGCUGGCCCCGCCUGGCCCUCCCUCAGCCCCAGGGCUGGAGCAGCCCUGCCCUCCAUAGGCAUCUGGCGCAGGGACCUGGAAGCCAUGGGCAGAGUCCAUCCCUCCUGCCUGGCCUCCCCCACUCCCUUUCCUGUCUUCCUUUUCUUCCCUCCAUCCCUCCCUUCCUUUCUUCCUUCUUCUUUUCCUUCUUCCUCCUACCCUGUCCUCAGACUCUCUCUCUCCCCUUCACGUGCAGCGAGCGGCCUCUGACACAGUAUUGGCUGGUUACUCUCAUGUAGCGCCUUCUACUUUGAAAGGGGGGUUUUGUUUUGAGGAGGGGUUGGGUUUUUUAAUCUUUUUUUUUUUUUUUUUCCUCCUGACUGAGCCACCAGUAUUUAUCUCUGGAGAGCUUGUGCUGAGCUGGUUUCUGCUAAUUUAGUGAUGAAGCCUAUCCAAGUUGGUGAUAGCUUAUUAUUUUCAUAAGUAAAAAAAAUGAGAUUAUAUAUAUAUAUAUAUAUAAAUAUAUAUAUUAAAAAAAGACACAGUAUUUAUCGUAGUGUUAGUGGUCCAGCACCUCUUGGGUGAGGCUGUCCAGACACCAUAUGUUUCUAUUUGAGUCCAACUCAUUAAAAAAGAAUCAUCUCCGUCACCUCAGCCAAGUGAUAAGUUUAUUUCAGGCUUCCCCUUUGUUGAACCACAGGCCCAGCUGCAGCCUAGGGAAGCCCAGUAGGCAUUGGGGCCCACUUAGUGGGCGGGUCAGGCUAAGUUGGUUUGUAGCAUCUGAGAGGUGUGGGUCCCUAGGCCCCUGAGAGCUGGGCUGAGCAGAGAACUACGGGGCUGAGGCUUCAGAGAAGGGAUGAGUUGGCCCAGGGCUAUACAGCAAAGCAGGGGAGUAGGGAGUCCUUGGCCAGCACGCUAUCUACCAUUCUGCCCUGCCUCUCACUGCCUGCCUUGCCCCUUCCUUUCUCCCCCUUUCAACAUCCUCUUUUCCCUUGUCGUUAAGAUGGCCAAAUAAUUCAUUUACUCUAAAUUGAUUGCCUGGAAACUACCUGCCUUUGACCCAAGAGCUGCUGUGUGUCAGGCUGCGGGGAGGAUGUCUCUCCAUUCCAGGACAGAAGCCCUUGAGUACAGGGGCUGCCUUCUUUCUGCCUGGAUCUUCAGCGUCUCUGCACAGCUCUGAUGGAAUCAAUGCUUUCUGUUGAGAAGCUAGGACUUUGUGAAGGCAGAUUCUUGGGCCGCCAGUUCCUGGAGUGGAUGGCACUCUUGACCUACUAGGCCAGGCUUCACUGCAGCUGUGCCAGGCAGCUCCGUGCAGCUUGGCCCCAGCCACUCUUAGAAAAGACUAUUAUGAGUAUUUGCUGGCCAGAGGAAGGGACCUCAUGGGCUUUGCAAAUGUCCCACCAGCUGUUUCAGAUGGAUCCUCACAGCUGGUGAGGCAAACACAGUCCCGGUACUGCCAUCAGGGAAUCAAGAGAGGAAGGGCUGAGUUGACUGCUAGGACUUGGGCAGGCCAUCCGUGGAGAGGACUGACUGCCCAGGAGGAAGAAGGGAGGAGGCCUACCCAGAGGAGCACCAGGAGGGGCUGGGAUUUCCCUACCUGCUUCACAGUGAGUGGGAGCACACAGGCAGCCCUUGCAAAGGGGCAAGGCCAGAAGUUGAACUUCCAGUCCCUGCCUAGGCAAGGGCUGAGUAAGCUCCUGCUCUCUGGCAGUGGACACACAGGGAUGGUGGUACGGCCUGAGAUGUUCAUUGCCUGCCAGGCCCACAGCUGGACAGAAGUGAUUGAGUUGGACCAACUGCUGGUGAUGGGGUCAGAGCCUUGGUCCUGUGCUCUCCCAGAGUUCUCCCUUGGGACAUGAUCCUACAGGCUGCUGCUUUUGCUUGGUCCCCACCAGGGCCCCAGCUGGCACCCCACAGACCGUGGCCUGUUGGGGAGGUAUUGUCAUGUCUAUAAAGGAAACUCAUCCUGUGCAAGGCUGGGGAUGUCUAGCUCCCAAACCCAGAGGUUGCAUACAUCAAGCUGUUAAAAAUGGCCAGAGCUGAGCAGGAUUGGGAAUUAAAACCAGAGGCUUUUGCAGCUGGAAUGGGGUUCAGAGAACAUCUACUCCACCAAUCCUCUCCUUUUACAGAUAAGGAAACAGGCCUGGGAGAUUAAAUGACUUAGCCAAAGUCACACAGCAAAUUAGUGGCAGAGCUGGGACUAACCUCAUCCCUGUGAGUUGUGCAACAGUUUAGUCCUGAAGCUAAAUAGCAAGUGAGGGCUUAGGCUGGUGAGGCCCCCAGCAGUGUCUGAGCAGCUGGUACCUUCAGGGGUGUGUCAGGGAUGGGGAUGGGUGCCUGGGCUUGAGUUGUGGAGUGUCUGAGAGAGGGCCCGAGAGGGCCUGGGACAGCUGUGUGCUGCUUGGGGUUGGGUGUCCUCCUGGCUCGCGCUCAGUACCCGUGGCCACCUCCCCAUUUUCUGUGCCUUAUCUCACUGUUUCAGCUGAGUCCAAGUUGUUUACUCUGUUCCUCUCCAGAGGGGCUCUCUGUCCCAAUUGGACAGCUUGCCUUUGGGACAUAAGCCUUUGCCCCACAAGCCGUGGAGAGGACCAAAACCAAGCUGCUUGAGUCCACUAUCUUGCUGAUAGUCCAGGGCUGCCUGCCAGCCAGAGGAGCCCCUUAUGCACACCCAGUCCUACCAGCCUGCUUUCGGGAGCCAACAGUGGGGAAGGCACCUGGGAGGAGCCCCAGUGAAGGGCUGGACCUGACCUGAGGGGACAGGAAGAAGACCUGGCUCUGUUGGGUUGUCCAGCCCUGGGGGAGCAGCCUUCCCUAUUGACCUUUCCCCAUUGUGCCACCAAACGGUCACUCCUUCCAGAGUGGACGCUGGCAGACCAUGCAAAGAAAGCCAGAACCUCUGAUCCUCACCCACAUGAAUCUGUGGCUGGGGGUAGGCCGCCAGAACAGGGACACCAAGAGAUUGAGAAGGGGAUACUGCCCAGCCACCCAGCGCCUUCCUACCCCUUAAGCAAGCACAAAGAAGAUGAGGCAGAGAACUGUGAGAGCUGAAAGUUCCUUUGGUUGCUCACAACUCAGGUAUGCACGCUGUGUGGCAGCCAGGCAGCAGAGCCCUACUUGACCGCCGGUCCCGUGCACCGGACCUGUGGCCGGUUCAUGGACUCUGGGUGCCUCAGGUGCCGCCUCUUUGCAUAGGGUUUUCCUCCAUUAGUAACUACAGCUGAAACAGAUGUCCUCCACAUUGUGCACACUGGUUCUGCCUUUGUCCUCGCAAGUUGAUACUUGGCAUUAGCAUGAAACUUGUGGGCAUGGGAGGGUUUAGAAAGAAUUCUAACACAAAACAUCCUAUUAAAUUGUACUUGAGAGAUGAAAAAACUCCUGUUGUAUUUUGACAGAAUUAUUUUUAUUAAAAUACACAUCCAUGAGUAGUC
Messenger RNA from Odobenus rosmarus divergens (Pacific walrus), 5389 nucleotides. RefSeq names its product RAN binding protein 10 (gene RANBP10). The transcript is spliced from 14 exons. Lineage: Eukaryota; Metazoa; Chordata; Mammalia; Carnivora; Odobenidae. Gene Ontology annotation, biological process: cell surface receptor signaling pathway; cytoskeleton organization. The record is from RefSeq and is a predicted model, not a curated record. Gene Ontology annotation, cellular component: cytoplasm. The coding region runs from base 111 to 1970 and encodes 619 amino acids. Gene Ontology annotation, molecular function: protein binding.